Messenger RNA from Cordyceps militaris CM01, 993 nucleotides. Its product is annotated as Filamentation induced protein by cAMP/death on curing. The record is from RefSeq and is a predicted model, not a curated record. The transcript has a single exon. Lineage: Eukaryota; Fungi; Ascomycota; Sordariomycetes; Hypocreales; Cordycipitaceae. The coding region runs from base 1 to 993 and encodes 330 amino acids.
AUGUUUGCAGAAUCGCCUGCCAUGGAAGAUGUUUCGAUAACCAUUCGUGCCGACAAUAUCUACAGAACAUAUGCGACUGGCCAGGAUCCUGCGGCUCUGUUCAACAAAGCAAUCUCCUACAUGGAGAGCGUGAAGUCUAUUUCACGGAGCGAGGAGGAACAAGCCCUUAUUCGCAGCGAGGUUGAAGCCAUGAUGAUGCAUGCCAUUUUUGGAAGCAACACAAUCGAACAUGCUGGCCUCAAUCUUGACAUCACUCUCCACCUGUGUCGCAAGAUUUUGCGUGGCGAAGACGUUGGAGAAAUCGACGAACGCACACCAGGAUACAUCGCAAAGCUGGCAGACAUUUAUCGCAUCGAUCCUCCCCUAAAAGAAAAGUCUGUUCAACUUGUACUCAGAGGCCGACGGGAGAUCGUCCAACACGUGAAAGCAUUUCAACAUCUGAUUCAAAACUUUGCGAUUGAAAAGAAACCAAUGACCGAAGAACUUAUCAAGGAAACGCAUCGGAUCCUUUGCAAAGGCGUCCCAGUAGUUCACCGAGUGGGUCCCGAGACCCCAUAUGAACAGUAUGCUGGACUUUAUCGCAAGGAAAUUGUCGGAGCUGGCAACACGAAUUUCGUGGUUCCCCAUCACGUCCCGUCCAAAAUGGCAAAACUCUGCGUCGAUUUAGAACAAGACAUCGACAAAGCUGAAGCAAGCAAGAGCGUUGACCCAUUCUCUCUCGCUUCAAAGUACUCUCUGGAAUUUGUACAAAUCCAUCCAUUCUUGGAUGGAAAUGGCCGCAUGUGUAGACUGAUUCUCAACGUCAUUCUUUUCCGGUUCACGGGCAUUUUUGUGGCCAUCGGAGAGCGGGAGUCCGACAGAGACGAAUACAUGAACAUAAAAAAACGAUCUUCACAAACAAUGGAGGGCCACGGAGAAUACGCUACUUUUGUCCUGGACAAAGGAAUGAAGAGCUUCAGGAAGAUCAAGCAGAAGCUGCAUGGCAAGAGAUAG